UGUCCAAGCCACAAACCCAAUCCUGACAAGCUUUCUCUUUGCCGGGACCUCCUUGGGUGACUUGUUUUAGGGAAGCGACACCAUGGCGUCGGGCUGCAAGAUUGGCCCAUCUAUUCUGAACAGCGACCUGGCCAACUUAGGGGCCGAGUGUCUCCGGAUGCUAGACUCCGGGGCCGAUUAUCUGCACCUGGAUGCACCCUGCUCUUCAGGGAGGGCAGUUUUUUGUAAGCAUUUUGUUCCCAACAUCACCUUUGGUCACCCUGUGGUAGAAAGCCUCCGAAAGCAGCUAGGCCAGGACCCUUUCUUUGACAUGCACAUGAUGGUGGCCAGGCCAGAACAGUGGGUGAAGCCAAUGGCUGUAGCAGGAGCCAAUCAAUAUACCUUUCAUCUUGAGGCUACGGACAACCCAGGGGCUUUGAUCAAAGAUAUCCGAGAGAAUGGGAUGAAGGUUGGCCUUGCCAUCAAACCAGGAACUACAGUUGAGUAUUUGGCACCAUGGGCUAAUCAAAUUGAUAUGGCCUUGGUCAUGACAGUAGAACCUGGGUUCGGAGGACAGAAAUUCAUGGAGGACAUGAUGCCAAAGGUCCACUGGUUGAGAACCCAGUUUCCAUCCCUGGACAUAGAGGUCGACGGUGGUGUAGGUCCUGACACUGUCCACAAAUGUGCAGAGGCGGGAGCUAACAUGAUUGUGUCCGGCAGCGCCAUUAUGAGGAGUGAAGAUCCCAGAUCUGUGAUCAACUUACUCAGAAAUGUUUGCUCAGAAGCUGCUCAGAAAUGCUCCCUUGAUUGAUGAAACCACAAGAAACCCAGUGUUUGUGGUUAUGAAACCUUUUCACUGGAAAACAACAUAGACUACCGGAUCAUAUCUCAGUUGAGGCAGUGCUGCUUUCCUGAGCAAUUGUUCCAGUGAUUAAAUUCUGUGGUACAGAAUGUUCUGAAGGAUUAGAAAUUGGUGUGUAUUAACUACAUUUUAGUGACACAAUUUAAGAUUAGAAUGAAAUACCCUGUUUUUAUGGGAGAAUUGAUUUUUAUAGUGUAAAAAUAUGACUUAAGGUUUCAAACAGAAAUGUCUUAAUGCCUAAAGAGGGAAUAUUAGCUACUAUGAAAAUAUUUGUUUUCUGUGUUUUUAAAAAGAAUGUUCUAUUAUUUCCCAGCUAUUCUCUAAAAACAAAGGGAAUCUUUGUUUUUCAUAAUUCAUAUUAUUUCUGAUUUGUGUAUAAGCCUGAUAAUAUGAAUAGAGUAGAACUAAAAAAUAGAAGCUUGGGUGGAAUAGCAAGCUGUAGGCUUGCAUGGAAGAUUUUUCGCUUUUACCCUUGUAUUCAAGGCAUUAAAAACGAUAAAAGCAAUAUGUGAAACCCAGGGAUUCUAAAACGCAAGUGUGGGUUUAUCAGAAUGUUUGCACUGCCAAAGCUGGUUGGUUAUUCAGUGAUUUCUUCCAGCCCUUGGCCUUGUUAAUCUCACACACCAUUCUUGAGGGCGCUGGAUGCUGCUGCUGUGUUUGUUAGCUUUGUGUAGAAAGGAAAAGUAAAGCCUUCCUUUGAAAUUUC
Messenger RNA from Octodon degus (degu), 1547 nucleotides. RefSeq names its product ribulose-5-phosphate-3-epimerase (gene Rpe). The transcript is spliced from 7 exons. Gene Ontology annotation, biological process: pentose-phosphate shunt; pentose-phosphate shunt, non-oxidative branch; carbohydrate metabolic process. Gene Ontology annotation, cellular component: cytosol. Gene Ontology annotation, molecular function: D-ribulose-phosphate 3-epimerase activity; metal ion binding. The record is from RefSeq and is a predicted model, not a curated record. NCBI's taxonomy places the organism in Eukaryota, Metazoa, Chordata, Mammalia, Rodentia, Octodontidae. The coding region runs from base 83 to 790 and encodes 235 amino acids.